Molecule: messenger RNA, 1821 nt
Organism: Plodia interpunctella (Indianmeal moth)
Lineage: Eukaryota; Metazoa; Arthropoda; Insecta; Lepidoptera; Pyralidae
Product: tissue alpha-L-fucosidase-like
Exons: 7
Coding region: 124-1668 (514 amino acids)
Biological process (GO): fucose metabolic process; glycoside catabolic process
Cellular component (GO): lysosome
Molecular function (GO): alpha-L-fucosidase activity
Source: RefSeq, a predicted model, not a curated record
AACUCAUUUAAACUGCACUGCACUCUUUCAGUAUUUCAACGACUGCGUCGAUAUUGUAUGUGUCCUAAUUCUAAUGGGAUUUUAUUGAUACUUUGUGUAUGAAAGAAUAAAUGAAACAAAAACAUGAUGGCAAUAUUUCUAUUGCUAUGUGUGACUGUGGCUAGCGGCAAUGAAAAGAGGUAUAAACCUGAGUGGAGCGACUUGGACACCCGGCCUUUGCCGGAAUGGUACGAUAAAGCUAAAAUAGGAAUAAUUUUGCAUUGGGGCGUUUAUUCUGUUCCGAGUUUUCAUUCCGAAUGGUUUUGGCACUAUUGGAAAGAUGGUAAUGAUUAUAUUAGGGGUUUCAUGCAAAAUAAUUAUCCUCCCGGUUUUACUUAUCAAGAAUUUGCUCGAAGUUUCAAAGCAGAGUUUUUCUCUCCUGACCACUUUGCUGAGCUAUUUUAUGAAUCAGGAGCCAAAUACGUAAUUUUAACAAGUAAGCACCACGAGGGCUACGCUUUGUUUCCUUCAACACGAUCAUACAGCUGGAACUCAGUAGAUGUUGGCCCGCAUCAAGACUUGGUGGGCGAACUGGCGUACAGCGUCAGAGCUAAGGGCUUAAAAUUUGGCGUCUACCACUCUUUAUAUGAAUGGUUCAAUCCAAUAUAUUUGAAGGAUAAAAGAGCAGGAUUCCUUACUCGAGAUUAUGUUGAAAACAAAAUAUGGCCCGAUGUUAUACAGCUAAUAAAUAAUUAUAAGCCGUCGGUGUUUUGGUCAGACGGAGAUGGGGAAGCUACGGACAGUUAUUGGAACUCCACUGGAUUAUUGGCCUAUUUGUACAACGACAGUCCUGUGAAGGACGAAAUCGUCGUCAAUGAUAGAUGGGGCCGCGGUACUGCUUGUAAACACGGAGAUUUUUAUAAUUGUGAUGAUAGGUAUAACCCUCUUAAAUUGAUGACACAUAAAUGGGAAAAUGCGUUUUCUAUGGACAAGAAAUCCUGGGGAUACCGGCGAGACAUGAAGCUGGAAGAUGUCAUGACUAUUCAACAAUUAAUCAAAGAAGUUGUAUCCACUGUUAGCUGUGGAGGUAAUGCUCUCGUAAACGUUGGCCCUACGAAAGAAGGAACUAUAGCGCCAAUAUUCCAAGAAAGACUGCUAGCUCUCGGAGAUUGGCUGAAAGUGAAUGGAGAAGCUAUAUUCUCCUCAUCGCCCUGGGUUGAACAAAACGACACCAAAGCUAGCGAUGUUUGGUAUACCUGUACUAAAGAUAAUUAUGAUGCUUUGAAACCAGUACGAAAACCCACCUUAAAGGAUAAUAUGAUCGCCAUUUACGCCAUAUUUUUAAAAUGGCCGCAAAACAAUGUCUUGAAAUUACACUACAUUACGCCUUAUCUUAGUGACACAUUUAAGAUUUCAAUGUUAGGCUAUGACAGAUACUUGCAGUGGAAGGUCCAAAAUGGGGAAACUGCGAUUGUACUGCCGAAUAAAGCCAUACUGACUUCUGAUUAUGCUUGGACUUUAAAAUUUAAUAUCGCUGAGGAGUUGAAUGACCAAUCAGUGCAGUCUUUUGAAUCACAGACUAGAGCGGGGACAAGAUCUGACCUCACCUCGGUACCAUCGGAAGCCAGUGCGUCUGUGGACCAAGUGAGGCAGUCCUUAGACUCCUCUGAAGAAGAUAUUCAUAUGUAGUCAUCUUUUAUAUACACCGUACGUUAUGUAUUAAUGAUAUAAGUUGCGUAGAAAAAAUAAAAACAAAUAGCUACAUAUCUAAGAUCCGAAGAAUAUAAUCAUCAGAGAUUUUUUUUUAAUUUUGGAAUAAAAAAUAUCUUUUAUUCUCUUAAA